AUGAAUGACACAAGCAGCAGCAACUCGAAGAUCCCUCACAUUGCGGUAAUUGGCAUUGGUGCCAUGGGCGGUGGUAUGGCCCGGGCACUGUUGGAUUCGAACGUGUCCCACAGGGUUGAUGCCUACGAUCGGGCCCUACCGCUCGUCGAGGCUUUUUACCGUGACGCCCAAAAACUCGGCAAGGCCGCAACGGACGGCCACUCUCCCACGAAACUAUCACAGGUUGUCACGAAAGAAACCUCCCUGGUCUUGGUGGUCCUGCAGAACGAAGCCCAGUGCGAACAAGUCUGUUUUGGAACCGGAUCACCCCAAGCCAACGACGAAAACGACAACUUACGUUCGUUGCUCUCGCACGGAUCCUGUGUAAUAGUCUCAUCCACCGUUACAGCGACUUGGAUUCGACAGGCUUGUACCAAAUUCCGCGAGGCUGGCAUUCUCUGCGUCGAUUGUCCCGUCAGUGGCGGACCCGUCCGUGCCCGAGACGGGCAACUCACCCUCAUGGCGAGCGGCGACGACGACAGUCUCGCCGUCGCUCGGCCCCUCCUCGACGCACUCGCCAGUCAAGUACACGUCAUUGACGGCGGUGCCGGUAUGGGAUCCACCGUUAAAAUGGUCCACCAGCUCUUGGCCGGCGUCCACGUCGUCGUCGCGGCCGAGGCCUUGGCCCUCGCCGCCAAAGCCGGACUGGACGUUGUGCAAGUCUACGAAAUUGUCAACGGCGCCGCUGGUGCCAGUUGGAUGUUUCGGGAUCGUGGAGAGCGCAUGAUCGCGGCCGGGGACGGCGACGUCCCGGUAAAUUCGCAGGCACAGAUCUUUGUCAAGGAUUUGGACAUUGUCCACGCCGAAGCGAAAAAGUUGCAGUCGCCGAUUCCCAUCGCUUCGGCCGCGCUACAGCAGUUUAUUUCGGCGCAAAGUCUGGGAUUGAGUGAACGGGAUGAUUCGCAAGUAGUGAAAGUUUACGAGAACGUGACG
This is a messenger RNA of Phaeodactylum tricornutum CCAP 1055/1, 972 nucleotides long. RefSeq lists its product with no specific name. The annotation marks the transcript as partial. Gene Ontology annotation, molecular function: oxidoreductase activity; NAD binding; NADP binding. The transcript has a single exon. The record is from RefSeq and is a predicted model, not a curated record. NCBI's taxonomy places the organism in Eukaryota, Bacillariophyta, Bacillariophyceae, Surirellales, Neidiaceae.